Messenger RNA from Venustampulla echinocandica, 2670 nucleotides. RefSeq lists its product as uncharacterized. Bases 1 to 2670 code for a protein of 889 amino acids. The transcript is spliced from 4 exons. Gene Ontology annotation, molecular function: protein binding. The record is from RefSeq and is a predicted model, not a curated record. Lineage: Eukaryota; Fungi; Ascomycota; Leotiomycetes; Helotiales; Pleuroascaceae.
AUGCCGGAUUGCUGCCGCAAUCCAUGGAGGAUAUACUUGCGAUUCAGCAAUGGCUGCGGCCUACCAAUUAUGCAUCAGAGUCCAGCGAGUACAAUAAACACUUACAGUCGUAUAUUGCUGGUACCGGAGAAUGGAUACAACAGUCUAAACAUUAUCAGCAAUGGCUACACUCCCCAGACCGCGGAGCUUUAUGAAUUAAAGGUACUGCUGGUGCUGCUUGUUGAUCGGGAUAUUGCCGUAUACGUUAGUAGACGACUAGAUGCCGCCAAUUUCACAAGAGAGUCAAGAGAGGCAAUCGAGGAGACCCUGACUACAAGAUCGCAGGGAUUGUUUCUCUAUGCUCGUCUCAUGCUCGAUCAGCUUCUAGAAUCAGGUGUCACUGAUUUCUCGACUAGCGACUGCGCCCUGCAAGACUUGCCUAGUGGGUUGGGUGAUAUGUACGAUCAAAUGCUCCGCGACCACUCCAUCCGUUCAGGCACACCACAAGAACUCCAACUUCUCAUAUUGAAGUUUGUUAUCCACUCCUCACGACUCCUGCGCCUGCUUGAGCUAUCCACCGCUAUAGACUUUGUUAAAACAUCAGCGGAGUUUGAUCACCCUAUGCAAAAUACUCUGUUGGCUAGCGAUACAAGGGCUCUUGUUCGAGCUGCCUGCGGACCUUUACUUGAGAUCCUUGAGGACGAGACCGUAUCUAUCAUCCACCAUUCGCUUACCGAAUUCCUGAUCGACCCCGAGAGAAACAAAACUGGUUCGAAGAGCGAUCAAUUCACAUCUGUCGGUCUCUGCAAUGCCCAUCUGGAAAUGGCAAAAGGUUGCAUAAACUAUUUGCGUUCCGGCGUUUUGACCGGAGCCUUCAGCUACUCUGUGAAAAAUGAAGAACGCAUGAAUCAUCCAUUCCUCGACUAUGCGGUCAGCUUUUGGCAUUAUCACGUUGUCAAUUGCGGGAAAGCUGCAAAUGAACUUUCUCCUUUAUUAGAAAAGUUGAUGGAACCCAGCUCAGAGCCGUAUUCACGCUUGGUGGAUCUCAUGGAUUCCAGAAGUUCGCCUCACUGUUAUCCACCUAGCAAAUUUCCACCUCUCCACUUCGCGGCCUCGACAGGACUAACUUUAUACGUCCUGCAUCUUCUCCAGCGUGAUCAAAACAUAAAUUCUCUCGAUAACGAAUCCCGCACACCACUUCACCGCGCUUCUCAACAUGGCCAUAAAGAUGUCGUUGAAGCUUUACUGAAACACGGUGCUGCAAACAAUAUGGACGAUGAAACAGGGUUAACACCUCUACAUCUUGCUACGUCGAGAAAUCAUGCAAAUAUUGUUAGACUUUUGCUUGGAUAUGGAGUUGAUCCUAUGACGCCCAAGACUCGCGAGACCCCAAGAAUGAGUUGCGUUGAGGAGGUCGAGGAGGUGCCAACAGUCGGGUUAACGCCGGUCCAGUAUUCUUGUCAAUUUGGGCAUACCAAAUCCGUCGUGGAGUUUCUUCCUCUACUUGACUCCGACAAUCUCAGUAAGGCACUCUGCUGGGCCGCGGGCUGUGGUAAAACUGAAACUGUUCUUGCUAUUCUAAAGAACCCAAAUGUGGAUAUCAACAAAACCCUACAGGAAUCCCUUUUCAAGGGUAUAGAUAUGCUUCUAGAUGCCGGAUGCGACAUCAAUGAGUACGGUACAGAUUCAACUCCCUUCCACGAGGCUCUUCGCUGUAUAGCGGAUAGCCCUGAUCCCAUGGUCGGCCCCGAAGUCCUUCAAUUUAUUUUGGAAAAAGGUGCAGAUCCCUCUAUGCUCACAAAAUGCGGCUCUACUGCGCUCCAUCUACUUUUUGGGCAUUCAAGAGCCGUGGCUAAACUGCUCAUUGCCCAAGGUUUGGAUAUGGAUGCACUUGAGGGUGGCCGUACGGCCCUCGUCCGUACCACAAAGCCAAAUUACACGGACCGCCACCAUGAUGAAGCAUCGCUUGCCUUUAUCGAACAUGGCGCAAAAUGCAAUGCACAGGAUCCUGAUGGAACCACUCUACUACAUCCGGCACUUCAACUCUACCCUUUUCAUCUAUUGAGAUAUUGGGCUAGAAGUCGCGAUAUAUUGUGGCUGUUAAUCACCGCAGGUGCCGACCUAGAGAGCAAGACUAACACGAGCUUAACGGUUCUGCUCAAGGGAGUAACGUGUGGAUAUGCUGUCGACGACAUUCAACAUCUAAUCCACGCCGGAGCACGCAUUAACGCCCAAGAUCCUGAUGGCAGGACGGUUUUUCACUGUUGUUUCGAGAAUGGCAAGUGUGCCUCGAUAGAGGUAGUACGGGCUUUGGUAGCAUUGGGCGCAGACCCUACCCUAACAGACUUUUCUGGCAACACAUUAUUUCAUCAUCUUGCCCGGCUGCGAUCGGUGCCAUAUCGCCUAGAAACGCUACUAGAGCUGGGGGUUUCUCCAUCAAGGCGAAACAACGCUGGUCAAACCCCUUUUCAUAUUGCUGAGGCAACGAAGGGAGGUGGCACAGGAUUGGAUAGUACUCACGAGGGAGACGUUUACGCAUUCCUCCUUAGCCACAAAUGCAACCUCGACAUCAAGGCAGCCGACAACAGAGGUAUCCAACCCAUUCAUAUAGCCACCCGUCUUUCCCAAUAUCAGGUUCAAGAUCUGUUAGACUAUGGUGCGGACCCGACUGCCUUGGCUCUUGAUGGCUAG